UCAUCUACAUGUCACCAUCACCAUUGCCCCCUUCCUUCUCCAACGAUUCUUCCUUGUCUCAUCCAUCUCCUGUCCUCAUAUCCUCUCCUCCCCUUUGACUUCAACACUCCCGUUCCUCCUCUCCUCUUCUCACAUUCUUCUUCUUCUUCAACUAAUCCAUGGACAAUAACCAACCGCAAGAACCCACCACCAAUACUGUCAUCCCCAGUUCCGGUGAAUUGCCGGCAAGCCGCACCAACGCCGUCUCCGACCCCAUCCGAUCUCGAUGGACCCCGAAGCCCGAACAAAUCCUUAUACUUGAAUCCAUCUUCAACAGCGGCAUGGUGAAUCCUCCCCGAGAAGAAACAGUCCGAAUCCGAAAGCUUCUCGAGAAGUUCGGAUCAGUUGGGGAUGCUAAUGUCUUCUACUGGUUCCAAAACCGCCGGUCAAGAUCCCGCCGACGUCAAAGACAGUUGCAGGCUAGCCUGGCCGCUGCCAUAGCGGCCGCUACUUCUACUUAUGAGUCAACGGCAGCAUCUUGCUCGUCAUCGAGCUUAGAUGCUGCUUCGUUGACGUCUUCAUUUGGCUCUUCUCCUUCGUCGUCAUCGCCGCCGUCGUCCAUGGGUUCGGUCUGGUGUGAAAGUGCUGAUGAUCUGUUCUCCAUUUCACAACAAAUGGGCUUUGGUGAUAGUACUUCAUCUUCCAAUAGGUUCUACGAGCAUCAGCCUGGCACUGUAACUGUUUUCAUUAAUGAGAUCCUAACAGAGGUUCCAAGAGGACCGAUUGACAUUAGAAGCAUGUUUGGCCAUGAUGUGCUAAUAGUGCAUUCAUCUGGGGAGUUUCUUCCAGUUAAUGAGUAUGGAAUUCUAUUGCAGAGCUUGCAGAUGGGUGAAAGUUAUUACUUGAUUGCACGACCUAAUUAAAUAAUUAUUGAGGGAGUCCAAAAUGUAUUGAAAAAAGGGAGCAAGCCGCAAAAUAUAGUUAAAGAAAUGGGGAUGAUGAUCUGGUGGAGGACUGCGUAGCUUACAGGAAGCAGUGGAUGGAUGCAUAAGAGAAGCACAAAUGUCUAGCCCCUACGCCUUCACAUGUGCUCAUGCCGGAGCUACAAAUUUUAUGUAAUCUUGAUGUGACCAUUUU
Molecule: messenger RNA, 1116 nt
Organism: Phalaenopsis equestris
Lineage: Eukaryota; Viridiplantae; Streptophyta; Magnoliopsida; Asparagales; Orchidaceae
Product: WUSCHEL-related homeobox 11-like
Biological process (GO): adventitious root development
Molecular function (GO): DNA-binding transcription factor activity; DNA binding
Source: RefSeq, a predicted model, not a curated record